CAUCGAUCUAGAUUGAAUCAGAGUAGCACAGGUAAUACAUGCAAAGACGGAGAUCUCUAAUGAUGCGUUCCCAUAUCCUCAAGGAAAUGAAUCUCGCUGUCCGCUUUUAUCGUCCACGAUCCCUUGGAGGUCAGCGCUGAAAAUGACGUCUUUCCAUUCUUCCCGUUUCCAGUCCGUUCCCACAGUACAAUGUGCCGCCGGAGUACGAGUUGCUCCCCUACGCGAGAUUGGUUGGGAACGGCUUUCCAGUGGCAACCCCCUCCCCGCGGAUCACACCCACGAUGAUAGAGGGCGUUCUGACAGGAUCGCCGAGCUGCUUGCCGUUCGCGGCUGCGCGCGCGCCCGAAUUACUGGAACCGAUUCUUAAAAUAACAACACGAGAAGUCUUAAACAAGAAGAGACGCUUUGCGUUGCUCGCCGAGCAUCCGACUCGCAGUCCUCAGUCCUAUUUUUGUGCGGACCCUUGUGGACCCCGGUGUCCAGAAUGCAGGACGUUUGAGCGGGUACUUCCUGGCUCAUUAAAGACGAUGCUGCCGCUGCUAGCAUAGCCUGGAGUCGCGAUCCCG
Messenger RNA from Coniophora puteana RWD-64-598 SS2, 566 nucleotides. RefSeq lists its product as uncharacterized. The transcript has a single exon. The record is from RefSeq and is a predicted model, not a curated record. NCBI's taxonomy places the organism in Eukaryota, Fungi, Basidiomycota, Agaricomycetes, Boletales, Coniophoraceae. The coding region runs from base 282 to 548 and encodes 88 amino acids.